AUGUCUUUCCAUUUGGAAGAUCUCAAAGUUAAUGAUCCAUCUGAUAUGAUGGAUAUUGAAGAAAAAUCUUCUUCCGAAAACUAUGAAAUCAUUGAUUUAAACUCGAGAAAGAUUCUUCAUCAAUUUCUUCUUGUACUUGAUUUAAAUAAUACUACAGACACUGAUCAAAUUUCAAGUCAAGCUCAAGUAAUCAAUGAUGUAAUUGAAAAAUCACCGUUUAUAACUAUGCAAAAUAAAGACCGAUUCGUCCGGUUAGAAUUGGAAACAGAAUAUUCUGUUCAAGCAUUUGACUCAGUUUAUGCUCGAACCCGCACGACUGCAGAUGGCAAUUGUUUAUAUAGUUCUCUUUCGAUAUUAAAUAUUGGAUCUGAAAAACUAACACAUUCGAUGAGAUUGUUGGCAGUAAAUGCAAUGAUCAAUAAUAGCGAUUAUUUCCGAACACUUUGUAAAUCAUUGGGUUAUUCAUUUGAAGAACCGUUGAAAAGAACUGCUAAGCAUAAAAUAUGGGGUGGAGAAGUUCAAAUUCAAGCUCUCUCUAUAGCUCUAUCUCAUCCUAUAUAUUCAUAUAGCCGAUUUAACAACAAUCCAGAAAAUAGGCACUAUAUACCACCGAAUAUUAGCUUGGAGGAAUUGAUCGAUCGAUUUAAUGAACGGACAGCAGGUGGUCAUUUGAAACACGUAGGAUACAAAUCCGAUAUGAAUAAAUUAGGAUUAUGUGUUUACUACAAUGGUAUUCAUUAUGAUGCUCUCUUGCCUUUUGAAGAAAAUCCUCAACAAUUUGUACCACACUUUGACAUAAUUAACAUGAGUUUAUAA
Rotaria sp. Silwood1 is the source of this 816-nucleotide messenger RNA. Lineage: Eukaryota; Metazoa; Rotifera; Eurotatoria; Philodinida; Philodinidae. The record is from the annotation of a GenBank genome assembly.